AUGUCUGCGAGCAAAGCUGAGCCUGUCGUCAUUUACGUUGAUCCACAUCAUUUCGAGCCGAACGAUACUGCGUGGGCACAGUGCCAAGACAACUUGUGGCACCGCGUACGCAUCGUGAAGAAAGACGUGAAGUGCGAGACUCAUAAGCCAAAACCAUCGACCGGCCCUCUGGUGGCCUCAUUCAGCGGCCGUCAUCUUGUUGCUCAUACUCAGUACCACGCCCGGUGGCGGCCCGGAGCUGGGCAACCCGAUCGCCCGGGCGUGUUUGCGCAGAUCAAGCGCAAGCUCCUUCCGGAUACCAUUGAGACGAAGCAAUGGCUACUCGAAGAGGUCGGGCUGGAGAACAUUGCUGAGGAUGAUCGUGAAGGAUUGAGUGGAGUCACAUUUGCUCCGAAGGGUUGGCACCCUGGGAUUGAGAAGACGGACAGGCGCCGAGCGCCGUUCUAG
Peniophora sp. CBMAI 1063 is the source of this 447-nucleotide messenger RNA. The record is from the annotation of a GenBank genome assembly. NCBI's taxonomy places the organism in Eukaryota, Fungi, Basidiomycota, Agaricomycetes, Russulales, Peniophoraceae.